UCGAUAUCUGAUCAAGCGAAAAACACCUAUUCUAUUUCCGAAAAGUCCCGAAGUUCGUCAGGUUGGCACCAAGGACUUGGGACAGUCGGUAAUGGAAAAUAGCUCCAAACGAAAACAACAUCGAGGCUCGUGCUACUCCUUUACUUCCAUUUUCACCGGCGCCACGCUGGUGUCCACCGUGGCGGCGACGGCAUGCCUGUCCAUCGCGCUCCUCACAAAUCACUGGGAGACCGUGACUUUCGUACGGGAUCAGGUAGAACGUGUCGCUAAUAGCAGUCAACAUAGUUUAAGAUGGGUGAGCAAACGACUGGCCCGCGUCGACACGUCCGAAGAUGGCGUCUCUAAAAUCGUUAAAGGGGUCUCCUCCUCGGUCUACAGUCAACAAAAGAUGAACAAUAGUACCGGUGAUCUGAUCUUUCUCAUCACUCUUUACGGCGGGGUGAAUGCCAUAUGUACUGACAUAAGUGAUGAGGAACGAUCUAAGCUGUUAACAGAUGAAUUUUCGCCUCCUGUCUGCUUGUCUUAUCUAACACCAGAGGGUUUGGUAUUCAGAAAUGCGUGGUUGGUUCGCAUGCAUAACCUAGCUAUGUCCUGCGCUAUGGUCAGUCUAAUUUUGUUAGCGACUUGUGCCCUGGUAGGAGCGUUUGGCCUCAUGAAAAGACAGUUGUCUGCUAUAAUGGUCACCGGUGUAAUGUUUUUCCUUGCCGCUCUAUUUGGGUUAUUUACGCUUGCUUUCAUGUACUUCAAAAGAGUGAAACCCGAGGGCGUUCACACCAGCACCGUUAUUGAUAAAGGAAUACCUGUCGAAUAUCUGAGAGCAAGAGAGUUUACAAUGGGAUGGUCUGCGUUGUUAGGGUUGGGUGGUGUAAUAUUGUGCUCCAUUUCCAGCAUUUUCUGGCUUCUUCUAGCUCGAGUGUUGAGGUAUCAGUCUUUUACCAUAACAUAACAGCAGAGGCGACAUCUUUUGGUCUGAAAUCAAAGGAGAAGAAUUAAUCCAUUAUAAAUAUUCACUUAUUAUGUAUAUUUUCUUGUUUAAAAUUACUGUUUGUAAUUGUUUUAACCUGUUGAAUUUAUUGUUUUCUAAU
Limulus polyphemus (Atlantic horseshoe crab) is the source of this 1085-nucleotide messenger RNA. RefSeq lists its product as uncharacterized. Lineage: Eukaryota; Metazoa; Arthropoda; Merostomata; Xiphosura; Limulidae. The coding region runs from base 92 to 946 and encodes 284 amino acids. The transcript has 4 exons. The record is from RefSeq and is a predicted model, not a curated record.